AUGUACCGCUUUAUCACCGACAAAAAUGACUUUCGCCGGAAUCUACUUGUGAACUUCGGCCUGUUUGCAGCUGGAGUGUGGGUGGCCAGAAACAUGGCAGACAUUGAUCUGAUGGCUCCGCAGCCGGGCGUAUAG
Messenger RNA from Staurois parvus, 135 nucleotides. NCBI's taxonomy places the organism in Eukaryota, Metazoa, Chordata, Amphibia, Anura, Ranidae. The record is from the annotation of a GenBank genome assembly.